AUGACGCCAAGCAAUGAACAAGGUUUCCCAAGGUUUCUAAGGUGGGUAAUAAGUGACAUCAGUACAACAAUCGAGAAAGACUUUAAUGAAACUAUGAAAAAGAUGCAACCAGAAUGGGUAAAAGCUUGCAGUGAUGAAGAGCAACAAAUUUUGGAUGAGUACAAAAAGAAUAGGCAAGAAAAUAACACAGAUGCCCUGAAGAAAAAGCUGCACAAAUCACUAGUGCAAAGAGAUAAAGUAUAUGAAGAUCUUUAUGACUUGCAGGUUAAAUAUGAAAAUCUUGUUACUUUCAUUGAAGAAAAAAGCCUAAAAGUUCAUGUAGCUGAUCUGAGGAAUUUGCCAAAUGAUAAGGAUCUUGUUGAUUUAUGUGUUGUCACCUUGCAAGAAAUCAUUUCAUUUAACAAAUCAUUAAAAAGUGAGGAAGGUGACAAAGGUAAGAAAGGUGAGAAAGGUAAGAAAGGUGAGAAAAGUGGCAAAUGUGGUGAUGUGGAUGAUAAUGAUGAUGAUGAGGAGGAAGGUGAUAAAGGUGAUAAAGGUGAGAAAGGUGGCAAAGAAGGUGAUGUGGACGAUAGUGAUGGUAAGGAGGAGGAGGGUGGCAAAGGUGGUGAUGUGCAUGAUGAUGACGAUGACAACGAGGGUAGCAAAGGUAGUGAUGAGGAGGAUAGAACUAAAUCCGAAAAGAAUGAACUUCCAUCAGAAACUCCUGAAAAGCUGAGUUAUAACAUCACUUUUAUGUGUACCAAUGAGGAAAAUGAAGAAAAGGAUAUGGAGGAUGGAAGUGAAUAUGACAAAGGAGAUGAGUCGGAAACUGCUAACAAGCCGAGUACUUCUCUGCCAAAGACAAAUGAAAUUUCUGAAGAUCAAGAAGACCAGGUGAACCUUGAAGACCAAAAUGUGAUGGAUACCACUCAAGCUGUUGAAAUUGAUUAA
Messenger RNA from Papaver somniferum (opium poppy), 930 nucleotides. Its product is annotated as pheromone-processing carboxypeptidase KEX1-like. NCBI's taxonomy places the organism in Eukaryota, Viridiplantae, Streptophyta, Magnoliopsida, Ranunculales, Papaveraceae. The transcript is spliced from 5 exons. The coding region runs from base 1 to 930 and encodes 309 amino acids. The record is from RefSeq and is a predicted model, not a curated record.